This is a messenger RNA of Fonsecaea erecta, 828 nucleotides long. RefSeq lists its product as hypothetical. Gene Ontology annotation, molecular function: glutathione transferase activity. Gene Ontology annotation, cellular component: cytoplasm. The record is from RefSeq and is a predicted model, not a curated record. The transcript is spliced from 4 exons. Lineage: Eukaryota; Fungi; Ascomycota; Eurotiomycetes; Chaetothyriales; Herpotrichiellaceae. The coding region runs from base 1 to 828 and encodes 275 amino acids.
AUGGGUUCAGCAUCACAUCCUGACGCAGAUAUCUAUCCGGAGGCAACAGGCCCUGCGGCCAAGAUUGUUGCGGCACAUCAGAAGGACGAGCCCAUCACUCUAUAUUCGGGAUGGUUUUGCCCCUUCGUGCAGAGAGCCUGGAUCACGCUUGAAGAGAAGAAGAUUCCGUACAAGUAUGUCGAGAUCAAUCCGUAUCGGAAGGAACCAAGUUUCCUCAAGCUCAACCCGCGAGGCUUGGUCCCCACACUCGGCUGCCCUCAAGAGGAUGGAUCAACCAAGCCAUUGAUCGAAUCUAACAUCAUCUGCGAAUAUCUUGACGAGAUGUUUCCAAACCAGACACCCCUGUGGCCACGCGAUCCUUACAAAAAAGCAGUAGCCAUCGAUGCACUUCAGUUUGGUCUCAAGGUCUCACAGCAACACAGGUUCCUGCAGCAUACAGAGAAAAGCCCGUACACCUUGGAGAAAGCCCGCGCGGAGCUUCUAAACGGCCUCAAGACGUGGAUCUCCAGCGCCGAUCCUGAAGGGCCUUAUUUCAUGGGCAAAGACUUCACCUUCGCCGACGUGGCUCUCGCCCCGUGGGCGGUCAGGAUGUGGGUGCUCGACCACUUCAAGGGCGGGCUGGGAAUUCCUCCUCCGGGCCAGGGCGGAGAGGAUGAAGAACUGUGGAAUCGGUGGCGGAAAUGGAAUGAUGUCGUGACGUCAAGGAAGUCGGUGACCGAGACGCUGAGCGAUCAGGAACACUACAUGCCUAUCUAUCAGCGAUAUGCGGAAGACCGGGCGAUGAGUGAGAUGGCCAAAGCGACUCGGGAAGGCAGAGGAGUGCCCUGA